AUGACUGCCGAUAAUCGUCCACAAACCUGCUCGGUUGGCUCAAACACCUGUGCUGCUGGCUACUGGUGUCACUUUGGUGCCAGCCUAGAAACUACCGUAUGUUGCCCAGGAAGAGUGCAAGGACAGGCAAUUUGCCAACAACAGCUGGCACUUGGCAGUGGCAACGCUGCUCUGCCAAGAUGGUACUACGAUGCGCAAAGCAUGCGAUGUGUUCAGUUCUUCUAUAGAGGACGCCUUGGCAAUCAGAAUAACUUCCUUACCCGAGAGGAAUGCGAACAAACGUGUCCCGGUCUGUCCCAAUUACUAAUCAAAACACAUUCUUUGAAUCCUUAG
Messenger RNA from Cylicostephanus goldi, 333 nucleotides. Lineage: Eukaryota; Metazoa; Nematoda; Chromadorea; Rhabditida; Strongylidae. The record is from the annotation of a GenBank genome assembly.